Mus pahari (shrew mouse) is the source of this 526-nucleotide messenger RNA. RefSeq names its product barrier to autointegration factor 2 (gene Banf2). The record is from RefSeq and is a predicted model, not a curated record. The transcript has 4 exons. NCBI's taxonomy places the organism in Eukaryota, Metazoa, Chordata, Mammalia, Rodentia, Muridae. Bases 190 to 462 code for a protein of 90 amino acids. Gene Ontology annotation, molecular function: DNA binding.
GCAUUGAGCUCACCUGCAGUUACAGAUCCAAGUAAGAAACCUGCUACUGCCUGACCAAGUGUAGCUGUGUCUGCUGGCAGACAGGGCCCUCGAAAACCAGCUUUCGGAUCCAUCUUUUCUCCAAGGCGUUCCAAAACGAACAGGAGGAAUAGAAGGCAAACAAGAGAAGAUCUGCUUCGAAGAAAGAAGAUGGACAACAUGUCGCCCAGGCUGAGAGCCUUCCUCUCUGAACCCAUUGGGGAAAAGGAUGUGGCCUGGGUGGAUGGCAUCAGCCGUGAACUUGCCAUCAAUUUGGUCACCAAAGGUUUCAACAAGGCCUAUGUCCUGUUGGGACAGUUUCUUCUGAUGCACAAGAAUGAAGCAGAGUUCCAGAAGUGGAUCAUCUGCUGCUGUGGAGCCACGGAGUGUGAGGCCCGCCAGAGCUCCACCUGCCUGAAGGAGUGGUGCUCCUGUUUCCUGUAGAUACCCCUGGCCUGGCGGCUCUACCUCAGAUAAAGGCUUCCCACGCUACCCACACCCAACCUCC